GAAGCCCAUUUCAUGAAACAGGAGGUGAUUUAGUGUACUCAAAGGUUAUUUAGAUAGCCGAUUGUCAGACACAUAGAACAGGUCUGCCUUUCAGAUUCAAUGUAAAUUUUGGAAAAUGUCCUACACACAUUUCAUUGUGGCAGCAAUAGACUUCGGGACGACUUAUUCCGGAUACGCGUUUUAGCUUACACAAGACUAUGACUCAAAGAAUCCUACUUUCAAGAUCAUGAGUCCACAAGCCUGGAACAGCGGUAAAACUCAACUGACGUCAAUGAAAACUCCGACAUGUCUUCUGUUAGAUAACAAAGGCGAUCUAGACUGUUUUGGUUAUGAAGCAGAAGAGAAAUACGCUAACCUUUGCUUGGACAAUAACCACGGUAACUGGUACUACUUCAGGCGAUUUAAAAUGAGGCUCCACGAUUCCAGUGGCUUGGGUACCCAUACCGAAAUCGACGACGAGUCUGGUCGUAGGUUACCAGCAAUCAAAGUGUUCAGUCGGUCAAUAGAAGCACUGACAGGUCAUCUGUUCAAACUUCUAGAGGACAAAAGCAUCAGUGUCAAACCAACAGAAAUCAAAUGGUUGCUUACAGUUCCCGCCAUAUGGGACGACACGGCGAAAGGUUUUAUGCGAGAGGCUGCCAACAGAGCCGGCAUUCCAUCUGAAAACCUUACAAUAUGCCUUGAACCAGAGGCUGCUUCCCUUUUCUGUCAGUAUCUUCCGGUUGAGAAGUUCAGCAUGGGAGGUGAGAAAGGCUUCUCUGAUUCCAAGCCGGGAACCACAUACAUGAUUGUUGAUCUCGGAGGUGGAACGGCGGACAUAACUGUUCACGAGAAGGUUGCUGCCGGCAACCUGAAAGAAGUACAUCGAGCCAGUGGAGGGCCCUGGGGUGGAACAUUCGUGGACAGCGAGUUCAUCCAACUUAUCAGCUCCAUUGUUGGAGGUCCCACGAUGGCCGCUUUCAUGAAGGAGCAAAAGUAUGACUACCUGGAACUCAUGCGUGAGUUCGAAGCAGUCAAGAGAAAGAUUGGUCUUGGCACAAAAGACACGAUCAACAUGAAGCUGCCCGUGUCUUUGAACGAGACCUGUCAAAAAGUUGUAAAGAAAGAUUUAAAGCAGCUCAUCAAAAACGCAGGAAAAGAUAAGCAGAUUACCUUCGUCAGCGAUAAGGCCAAGUUUGAUGCAAAGCUUCUGCAAGGUUGCUUUCGCAAGGCAACUGAUAAGAUUGUGGCUCACAUGAAGGCCAUAUUUGAAAAAGAACCAUGCGGAAAGAAAAUUUCUAUGAUUCUGAUGGUCGGUGGUUUUUCUGAGUCUACAUUCGUCCAUGACGUGAUUAAAGAUGCGUUCGGAAACAAAGCCGGGUUUUCGAUUCUACAUACGGGGUGAAAGUGGAUCCUGAUUUCGUACAAGGAAAACACGAUCCAAAACGUCACAAGGUCGUAGACGGUGUUGAGAGAUGUGAUGGUUGUUUUUCUACGUUUAUCGAUAUCGGCACUGAGGUGAAGAUCGGUCAUAAAGUCAAAAAAACGUACCAAAACUCAGUUUCCAAUACUACUUCAGUAGCUGUUCGAGUAUUUACAGCCGAUGAAAACAAUCCAUCGCCGACUUACGUGGAUGAACCAGGUUGCAGAUCCCUUGGAUCACUGGAUGUUACCAUUAAAAAGUCGCCACACAAACGAAGCAUUGCAGUCGAGUACAUUUUUGGUGACACAGAACUUCAUCUCAAUGCGUAUGAUGAGGAAACCAAUGAGCCAUGCCAAGCUAAACUAAGAUUGUUCGAAUAAAGAAGAUGCUGACUGCACACAUUAAGAGAUAUGUUUUCUUUUUUUUACUUUAAAAUAUACGUCUAAUAACAAAAAUCAUUCAUUUAGUUGCCCAUUAGCAAAUUAUAUAUAUGUAUUUGAAUUAUUUGAUACAAGUUAGUGAUUGCAUUGAGACAUUACGACUUCCUUUAGAUUCGGCAACGACCAGUUAUUGGAAAUUUAUAAAAAAUGACUCACAUGUUCUUUUUGGCAGUCGUUUGCUUUUUGGCCUGCGCCAAGUGUUAUUCUCGUAUAGCACUACUUUUGUUAUUAACAUGCACAAUAUGAUGGAAAGUUAAUAUGACUACUAGUAUUUUCAUUUUAUUUACGUGUUUGGUUGUUUCCACUGAACGAUAGUUUAUGUAUUUUAGGUUGGUUUUUUUUGUAAAUAGGAUUUUUCUUAAUUUACUCAUAAGGUAGUCUAUCUCUUAAAGAUUGUGUUUCUUUGUAUCUUAGGACAUACUGUUAUGAAACUUCUUCAAACUGCUGAUGCGUACAUUGCACUUGUUUGUGAUUUUAAGAUUUUAUGUUAUUGUAUACACUUUUGUACUAGUAUAUACUUAUGUUAUAAUCAAAAAAUUAUUUUUAGAUUGUAUAUAUAAGUAUUAAUUUGGAUUAUAAUCGACAAUUUAUUUUUAGAUUCAUAUAAAAGUAAAUACUUGUUUUAUAAUCAGAAUGUAUUAUUUAAUUUUAUAUAAUAGUAUAUAUUUGUGUUAUUGUAAAAAAUAAUGAUUUGAUAAUGACUCAUUUAUAAGAACAAUCCCGUCAUUUUCACAGGCACUUUUGCAGGGCUAAUAAAUUAUUGCAAUGAACAUAUUUACCUUCGACAUAUGACCCGCGUCGUGAUAAAAAGGGCCUGAUUCCAUAUGCGGCCAGCUUAACUUCUGACCAGCCUGCGAAUUGGCACAGACCGGUCAUGAACUACGUUCUCCAAUAAUGAUACCGCGAAACGUGUCGCUCCUGACCAGACUUCGCGACUCAACUACGCUGGCCUUAUAUGGCAAUGUGAAAAUUUUCGCAAUGCGCGACUCAAUCAAAAUGUUACCGUAAAUGACAAACAUGUCAUCGUCACUUACCCAACAUGGCAAUCAACAAAAAAAUGGCAUCGGACAUAAGGUUUUUACAAAUAAACAACCAUCGACCAUUUAAAUUAUUAACCAUAUGAUUAUUUAAACGAAAAAAAAGUUAUCAUAUGUAGAUCUAGAUGACCACUUAAUAUAUAAUUACCUGUUAAAUAUAUAUCAAAACACACCUAUAAUAUCAUUACAUAGACUGUGCAUGACUUUAGACUAAAUUCAAGUGUUUCAUGUUGCCUUCAUGUGUUUGCUCCUGCAUGUGUACUUAUCUGUUCAUAGUUGUUGUUACACCACUUUGAUUGUAGAAAAUCUGUUGUAAUUAAAAUUAACUCUAGA
Molecule: messenger RNA, 3212 nt
Organism: Dreissena polymorpha
Lineage: Eukaryota; Metazoa; Mollusca; Bivalvia; Myida; Dreissenidae
Product: heat shock 70 kDa protein 12B-like
Exons: 5
Coding region: 227-1384 (385 amino acids)
Molecular function (GO): ATP binding; ATP-dependent protein folding chaperone
Source: RefSeq, a predicted model, not a curated record